Messenger RNA from Cantharellus anzutake, 855 nucleotides. RefSeq lists its product as uncharacterized. The record is from RefSeq and is a predicted model, not a curated record. The coding region runs from base 1 to 855 and encodes 284 amino acids. Gene Ontology annotation, molecular function: pyridoxal phosphate binding. Lineage: Eukaryota; Fungi; Basidiomycota; Agaricomycetes; Cantharellales; Hydnaceae. The transcript has 4 exons. Gene Ontology annotation, cellular component: intracellular anatomical structure.
AUGGACUCGACCAUCGACACCCAUUCUCUCGGUUACGCCACGAAAGAGAGAGUUGAGGAGCUCAGAGAGUCUUUAGGCGAAGUCAGAGCGCGGAUGUCCCAAGCCGUUCGUAGCCGCAAAGUUCUACCUUCUGCAUUCCGUCACAAAGACAUUGUUCUCGUUGCUGUGUCAAAGUACAAGCCAGCCGAAGACAUUUUGGCUUGUCACGAGGAAGGUCACCAAGUGGAUUUUGGAGAGAAUUAUGUUCAGGAGCUCGUGGAUAAGGCAGCAAUCCUCCCCCAAAGUAUUCAAUGGCAUUACAUUGGGACACUUCAAAGCAAUAAAUGUAAAGUACUAGCAGCCAUUCCUAACCUAUUUGCAAUACAAACUCUUGAUACGGCCAAAAAGGCAACGAUGCUGGAUAAAGCACUUCCAUCCACACGGGCAUCACCACUCAACGUCUACAUUCAAAUCAAUACUUCUGGAGAAAACAGCAAAUCAGGGCUUCCGCCCCUGCGAACGUCCGACGACCCCGAUGCGAGGAAUAUCGCCCAAGUUACCCAACUCACUCGGUAUAUCCUUAGUGACUGCCCCCAGCUCUAUCUCCGCGGGCUAAUGACAAUAGGUUCAAUUGAACAAUCUGCUUCGAGUGAAGGAAAUGAAGAUUUUUCCAGAUUGAUCGAAACUGCUACUAUUCUGGAAGAUCUAUUGAGAAAGGAAGAUGGAAAGUUGAACUGGGGGGUGGAUGGUGCGCUGGAGCUGAGCAUGGGAAUGUCUGGCGAUUUCGAGCAAGCUAUUCGGGCAGGGUCAGGGGUGAUCAGAGUAGGUACGGCGAUAUUUGGCCAGCGAAGAGUGAAACCCAACGCGGUAAGUUGA